Molecule: messenger RNA, 1409 nt
Organism: Prunus avium (sweet cherry)
Lineage: Eukaryota; Viridiplantae; Streptophyta; Magnoliopsida; Rosales; Rosaceae
Product: cysteine synthase
Molecular function (GO): cysteine synthase activity
Source: RefSeq, a predicted model, not a curated record
AAAACAGUUACAGGGCCAGAAAGCAGGCCAGAUUCCAUAAAAGGCCCCCCAAAAAACGAGAAUAGUAUUUAUGAUGUCAUAUUUCAGAAUCACACGUAUAUAUAUAGACGAUAAUUGGUUCUGGCAGCUUCAUUGCUCCAUCUUCUUAACAGGUCUCGAGGUCAUCAGCUGUGAGGUGGUGCUUCUCUGUUAGUGUCCAGUAAUCUGCACAGAGAAACAAAAAUGGCAGUUGAGAAGGCUGGCAUAGCCAAAGAUGUUACUGAAUUAAUUGGAAAAACCCCAUUGGUGUAUCUGAACCAUGUUGUGGAUGGUUGUGUUGCUCGUAUCGCUGCCAAAUUGGAAAUGAUGGAGCCCUGCUCUAGUGUAAAAGACAGGAUUGGCUAUAGUAUGAUUGCAGAUGCAGAGGCGAAGGGGCUUAUCACACCAGGGCAGAGUGUCCUCAUCGAGCCAACAAGUGGUAAUACUGGAAUAGGGUUAGCCUUCAUGGCAGCAGCUAAACGCUACAGGCUUAUCAUUACAAUGCCUGCUUCAAUGAGUCUUGAGAGAAGAAUCAUCCUCCUGGCCUUCGGAGCUGAGUUGGUUCUCACAGAUCCUGCGAAGGGCAUGAAAGGUGCUGUUCAGAAGGCUGAAGAGAUACUGGCUAAGACACCUGAUGCCUACAUCCUUCAACAGUUUGAAAAUCCUGCCAAUCCGAAGGUGCACUACGAAACCACUGGACCAGAGAUAUGGGAAGGUUCAGGCAAGAAAGUAGAUGCUUUUGUUUCUGGGAUAGGUACAGGUGGAACUAUAACAGGUGCAGGGAAAUUUCUAAAAGAGAAGAACCCUAGCAUAAAGCUGUAUGGUGUGGAACCAGUUGAAAGCCCUGUCCUAACUGGAGGAAAGCCUGGUCCACACAAGAUCCAAGGAAUAGGAGCUGGUUUUAUCCCGGGUGUUUUGGAAGUCAAUAUCAUUGAUGAAGUUGUUCAAAUAUCAAGUGAUGAAGCAAUUGAAACUGCAAAGCUUCUUGCACAUAAAGAAGGUUUGCUUGUCGGAAUAUCAUCCGGAGCUGCUGCUGCUGCUGCGAUCAGGAUUGCAAAGAGACCAGAGAAUGCUGGAAAGCUCAUUGUUGUGAUUUUCCCAAGCUUUGGGGAGAGGUAUCUGUCCUCUGUACUGUUUGAGUCGGUGAGACGGGAAGCUGAAAGCAUGACUUUCGAGCCCUGAGCUGUUCCCUUGUUUCUGGCUGCUUCAAGUUUCAACCAGUGAAUCUGAAUUAAUCAGGCGUCUCAAGUUAAAAUAGGAUUAUUCCCCCCACUUUUUUUUUUCCUGUUUUAAUCUGAAAACAUGGUCUUUAACCUUUGAACCCUGAUCUGUUGUCUGGUUUUAGGCUGGUUCAUUAUUUUGACUAGUGAAAACAUGGUUUCACGCACUUC